Penicillium riverlandense is the source of this 1452-nucleotide messenger RNA. RefSeq names its product Zn(2+) transporter ZRT3. Gene Ontology annotation, molecular function: zinc ion transmembrane transporter activity. The record is from RefSeq and is a predicted model, not a curated record. Gene Ontology annotation, biological process: zinc ion transmembrane transport. Gene Ontology annotation, cellular component: membrane. The coding region runs from base 1 to 1452 and encodes 483 amino acids. Lineage: Eukaryota; Fungi; Ascomycota; Eurotiomycetes; Eurotiales; Aspergillaceae. The transcript has 3 exons.
AUGGCUGCCUCGAACGACCUCCGGGGCUGGGUGAUGAGCGCCGUGUCGGGGAUCGCUUGUGUCCUCGGCUCGACCGUUAUCUGCGCCGACCUGGUGCUGCGCCGCCUCACUCACUACAAGAGCUUCCAGAUCGCCAACAGCAACAACUUCCUGGCGGCGUCACUAUGUCUCAGUGCGGGUGUGAUGCUCUUCACCUCCCUGUACAGCAUGCUCCCCACCUCCAAGGAAUACCUCUCGCGCGCCGGCUUCUCCUCCUCCACCGCCGCCUACCUCCUGACCGGUUUAUUUCUCACGGGCAUUAUUGUCAUCCGCAUAGUGUCGGGUUUCAUCCAUCGCUUCAUUCCAUCCAAUGUCGUCGACUGCGCCCAUACCCACGAUGAGCCGGAAACCGACCCCGAACGCGGUGACGGCCCAAGACACGGCCACCACCCGCACGGGGAUACCGAACACACGCCCCUGCUGCGACCACCUGAGCCUCGGUCGUUCAAAUCGACACCAGCUGUCGCGCAGAGGCCCAAUCCCGACGAUUUGCAGGUGUCAGACUCGGCGACCAAGGAGUCGUUGCGGGCGAUGGUCGCGCGCCGGUUCAGUUCGCUCAUGGGCGGCGUUAAGCCUCUGUGUGACGAGAAUGGACCAUGCUACGGGUUUUCUCAGACCUGUGGCCGCGAGUGCACCAAGAUUCUCCCGCCCAUGAUCGCACCAAGUGAGAUUUCCCGCCCUGGUUUGCCACCGCACCAUCAGAGUAUUGCUGUGCAGCUUCACUCUGGCGAGACACACCCAAAUUUGGUGCCAAAUACAGGACACAACGACACAGUAUCGGCGCCACACUCGGUUCCGGCCAGUUCGUCCUCGUCGUCACGGACUCAAGACGUGCACUCGGAGCAUCUAGAUCACUCGCACCAAGGUCACGACGACACACAGUUGAAGCCUACAACUGGUAAUCCCCAUCACCACCACGUCCCACAGAACGCAUUCCUAUCCAUUGGCCUACAAACGUCCCUCGCCAUAGCCCUCCACAAACUCCCCGAGGGCUUCAUCACGUACGCCACCAACCACGCCAACCCCAAACUCGGCCUCACCGUGUUCCUAGCCCUCUUCGUGCACAACAUCACCGAGGGAUUCGCCAUGGCGCUACCGUUGUAUCUAGCGCUCAGCUCGCGCUGGAAAGCAAUGUUCUGGUCCAGCUUACUGGGCGGUAUCAGCCAACCCGCCGGUGCGGGCUUGGCUGCAUUGUGGAUCUGGGGCUCCGGACGCCACAACGGCAACGACGCCACGGGCCCUUCAUGGGGCGUAUAUGGCGGGAUGUUCGCCGCCACAGCCGGAGUGAUGACAUCCGUCGCGCUGCAGCUGUUCAGCGAGGGAAUUGGUCUGACGCACAACCGGGGUAUGGGAAUUGGUUUUGCCGUGGCGGGAAUGGGUCUGAUGGGCCUGAGCUUUGCGUUGACGGCCUGA